Molecule: messenger RNA, 2085 nt
Organism: Pichia membranifaciens NRRL Y-2026
Lineage: Eukaryota; Fungi; Ascomycota; Pichiomycetes; Pichiales; Pichiaceae
Exons: 1
Coding region: 1-2085 (694 amino acids)
Biological process (GO): putrescine transport; spermidine transport; urea transmembrane transport
Cellular component (GO): plasma membrane
Molecular function (GO): putrescine transmembrane transporter activity; spermidine transmembrane transporter activity; urea transmembrane transporter activity
Source: RefSeq, a predicted model, not a curated record
AUGGCGAUUGACAGCCAAACACAAUUUUUCAGUCCAAGUGUUGGGUGGGGGAUUAUCAUCGGUGUCGGAGCAGCCUUUGCGCUAGGCAUGCUUACGCUUUCGUGGUUACUCGCCAAAUACAACAAUGAGAUUCAGGAUUCGGAGAUGCUUUCCACGGCAAAGCGUUCCAUAAAGACGGGAUUAAUUGCAAGUGCAGUCGUUUCUUCGUGGACCAUUGGUUCAACGCUCUUGCUCUCCUGUACAGACACGUACUUGCUUGGUCAUUCUGCUGCUUGGUGGUACGGUGCAGGUGCCUGUGUGCAAAUCAUUAUUUUCGCUGUGGCAGCAAUUGAGCUCAAGCGGAAGGCGCCGAACGCACACACAUUCCAGGAGAUUGUCCGGGUUCGUUACGGCAAGGCAGCCCAUCUGACCAUGUGUGCAUAUUCAUUUGGCCAGCAAUUGUUCUACACUGCCAACCUCUUAGUGAACGGUGCCUCUGUUUUCUCGAAUAUCACCGGGGUAAGCAAGGAGGGCUCGACGGUGUUGCUGCCCUUGUUUGUUAUCAUCUACACGUUGAUCGGAGGUAUCAAGGCGACCUUUUUGACUGACUGGACACACGUGGUGAUCAUCUACGUGAUCAUGCUCAUGUUUUUGUUUAAGGCAUACACGACGUCGCCUUUGAUUGGCUCUCCAGACAAGAUGUACGAUUUGUUGGUCGAAGCCGGGCAGAAGUACCCUGUUAUGGGCAACUGGCAAGGGUCGUUGCUCACGUUCCGGUCGAUCAAUGGGGGUUUGUUUGGAUUGAUUCUCUUUGGGGCUGGGUGGGCCGCUGCGGUGGACUCGCAGUUGUUCCAGAAGGCGAUUGCCGCCAACCCCGCUGCUGCUCUCACAGGUUACACUUUGGGCGGGCUCUGCUGGUUUACGCUUCCUUAUGCCCUAGCCACGACGAUGGGGCUUGCGUGUCGGGCGUUGGAGAUCACGCCCGAGUUCCCAACGUACCCGAACCGGCUAUCGGCGGAGCAGUUGAACUCCGGGUUGGUGUUGCCGAUCUCGGCGUACACGUUGAUGGGCAAGGGCGGGACCGCAGCAGUGCUGGUGAUGGUGUUCAUGGCGUGCACUGCGGCGUACUCGUCGGAGACGGUGGCGGUGUCGUCGUUGUGGACGUAUGACAUCUACAAGGCGUACAUCAACCCGCAGGCGACAGGGAAGCGGUUGGUGAUGGUCACGCACGCCGCGGUGGUGGUGUUCAGUGUAUGUGCGAUUGUGCUUGCGAUCGGGUUGGGCCAGGCGAACUUCGACGUGUCGUUCAUCACGACGUGCAUCGGGAUCAUCGUCAACGUGUGCAUCAUCCCGAUGGGGUGCACGUUGUUCUGGCGGCGGAUGUCUGCGCUGGGGAUGAUUCUCGGGACGACGGUGUCGACGGGGAUCUCCAUUGCCGUGUGGAUCGGGUACGCCAAGGCGCAGUCGGGCACGGUGACGUUGGCGGCGUUGUCCACGUACGAGGCGUUGGCGGCGGGCAACACCGUUGCUGUCGGUGUUCCGGCCAUCGUGGUGCCCAUUGUCGUGUACUUCAAGCCCGCCAACUUCGACUGGAACAAGUGGAAAACCGACAUCCACCAGGACGACAACUCCGAGUUCGACCGGGCCCACGGGCUCACCAACGUCCUCAGCGGCGAGGAGCUGACGGAGCUGGUGCUCGAGAAGGAGCGGGCGGAGGACGCCCUCAUGAUCCGCCGCCGUAACCUCGGCUACGUCAUUGUCGUGGUGUUUGUGCUCUUCUUCCUCAUUCUCUUCCCGAUCCCGCUCUACGGCACCAAGUACAUCUUCUCCAAGACGUUUUUCCGCGGCUACAUUGUUGUGACCUUCCUGUGGGUGUUUUUCUCCGCCGGCGUUGUCACCGUCUACCCCGUGUGGGAGUCCCGCCGGGGGAUCGCCAAUCUUUUCCGCAAGAUCAUCCACGGCGAAACCACCCCGCAGAUGUACAGCGACGACACGCUUUCCCGUGUCCAGACCCUGCGGUCCCGGGCCUCGGCGCCCGACCGCUCUUCCGCCGACGCCGAUGUCGUUGUCAAAAACGACGUCGUUGUCAAGCUCGAGUCGCUAUAG